AUGGUGCAGGUAACGCCCCUGGGCCGAAAGGAGAUCAAGGCAAAGGACCUUCUCCGCCAGCUCCAGCUGGAAGCUGAGGAGCAGAGGAAGCAGAAGAAGCGUCAGAACGUUUCUGGAUUGCACAACCUGGACGUGGGCAACAACCAGCUGCGGGAGCUGCCCGCCGCCCUGGCCGACUGCCCCCGCCUGAAGGAAGCCAACUUCAAGGGCAACCAGCUGAAGGACAAGCGGCUGGAGAAGAUGGUCAACAGCUGCCAGAUGAAGGCCAUCCUGGAGUACCUGCGGGCCGGCGGCCGCGGGAAGGGGAAAGCCGAGAGCGGCAGAGAGGAGGCCAGGAAGAAGAAGAGGGAGAAGCAACAGAGGAAGGAUGGCGUGGACGGGGAGCAGGACGAGCUGGAGGAAGCGAGCAAGCUGCUGGUGAAGGUGCUGCACGUCUCCGAAAACCCAGCACCCUUGGUGGUCAAAGCGAGCCCGGGCGUCAAAGAUGUUCGAGCCUUCAUUGUGUGCUGCGUGCUGAAGGGAGUCAACCUGAAACCAGGAAAUGCUCUGAAGAGGUUCUUGUCUGCACAGAGCCUGGACGUGGGCAACAACCAGCUGCGGGAGCUGCCCGCUGCCCUGGCCGACUGCCCCCGCCUGAAGGAAGCCAACUUCAAGGGCAACCAGCUGAAGGACAAGCGGCUGGAGAAGAUGGUCAACAGCUGCCAGAUGAAGGCCAUCCUGGAGUACCUGCGGGCCGGCGGCCGCGGGAAGGGGAAAGCCGAGAGCGGCAGAGAGGAGGCCAGGAAGAAGAAGAGGGAGAAGCAACAGAGGAAGGAUGGCGUGGACGGGGAGCAGGACGAGCUGGAGGAAGCGAGCAAGCUGCUGGUGAAGGUGCUGCACGUCUCCGAAAACCCAGCACCCUUGGUGGUCAAAGCGAGCCCGGGCGUCAAAGAUGUUCGAGCCUUCAUUGUGUGCUGCGUGCUGAAGGGAGUCAACCUGAAACCAGGAAAUGCUCUGAAGAGGUUCUUGUCUGCACAGACUAAGCUGCAUGAAGACAUCUGUGAGAAGAGGACAGCAGCCACAAUCGCCACCCACGACCUGCAGCUGAUCAAAGGUCCCCUGCUCUAUGAUGUUCAGCCCCCCGAGGAGCUGAAGGUAACGCCCCUGGGCCGAAAGGAGAUCAAGGCAAAGGACCUUCUCCGCCAGCUCCAGCUGGAAGCUGAGGAGCAGAGGAAGCAGAAGAAGCGUCAGAACGUUUCUGGAUUGCACAAGUAUCUCCAGUUACUGGAUGGCAAAGAUAACUACCCCUGCCUGGUGGAUGCCGAAGGCGUUGUGAUUUCUUUCCCACCAAUAACCAAUAGUGAGAAAACAAAGAUCAGAAAAGAAACCCGGGAUCUGUUUCUGGAAGUGACCAGCGACACCAGUUUACAGAUCUGCAAAGACGUCAUGGACACACUAAUUCUGAAAAUUGCGGAGCUGAACAGAGUUACCUUGGAAAAUAAGGAAGACUCGGGCUCGGAUAACGAAUCUGAUACUCUUAGUGGACCAGGGAAUUUGAACCCCAGCCAGAAUGUGCAGCCACUGGUAGUGGAGCAGGUUCGAGUGGUGGACACAGAUGGAAACUUGAAAGUACUUUAUCCUUCAAAAACUGACCUGACCACUGUUUCCUCUCUUCUGACUGUAAUACGUUAGCAGCUGUCAAAGCUCAGAAAGUCAUUCAAUUGUUUUUUUUUCCAUAUUGAGCAAUGCAAGUGGU
Messenger RNA from Calidris pugnax (ruff), 1735 nucleotides. Its product is annotated as leucine-rich repeat-containing protein 47-like. Lineage: Eukaryota; Metazoa; Chordata; Aves; Charadriiformes; Scolopacidae. Bases 1 to 1671 code for a protein of 556 amino acids. Gene Ontology annotation, biological process: phenylalanyl-tRNA aminoacylation. Gene Ontology annotation, molecular function: phenylalanine-tRNA ligase activity; RNA binding. The transcript is spliced from 8 exons. The record is from RefSeq and is a predicted model, not a curated record.